Messenger RNA from Balaenoptera ricei (Rice's whale), 969 nucleotides. It is a transcript of the gene GSDMB, whose product is annotated as gasdermin B. The record is from RefSeq and is a predicted model, not a curated record. NCBI's taxonomy places the organism in Eukaryota, Metazoa, Chordata, Mammalia, Artiodactyla, Balaenopteridae. Gene Ontology annotation, biological process: pyroptotic inflammatory response; defense response to bacterium. Gene Ontology annotation, molecular function: phosphatidylserine binding; phosphatidylinositol-4,5-bisphosphate binding; phosphatidylinositol-4-phosphate binding.
AUGCUCGCGGUAUUUGAGAAAAUUACAAGAGCUGUGGUCCAACACAUGGACGCUGGUGGGGAUAUGAUUGCUGUCAGAGGCCUCAUUGAUGCUGACAGAUUCCACUGCUUCUAUCUGGUGAAGGAGAGGAGACGUUUCUUCGGAUACCAAUAUGAUAAGAGAGACCUCACCCUGUAGGACAUCCUGGAGAUGGACAAGGGUGAAGGGCUGUUUGAUAAGCUGGCUCCUGGGCUCCAAGGUCAAGAGGUUAAGUCCCAAGUUAUGGACAGCGCAGACUCAAAGGGAAGUUUGACAGUGAAAUUACCCAAAGAAAAAACACUUGAAGUGGGAAUAACAUUCUCCAGGUUCCCGGAGCAGGGCAUCGAGUUAUCAAAGACCCGGAUACUCCAGAAAUUCCUGGAUUCUCUUAAGAACAAAAAGCUGAAGAGGAAACUGCCCCCUACGUUCCAAUCAAUCCAGGCGAUGAGAGAAGACCUUUAUCUAGUGACAGAAACUCUGAAGACCACAAAGACUGUAAUCCUGAAAAGUGAAAAGCAGUAUAUUUUGGGGGACCCGAUGAAAUGUUUUGGUCUCCAAUAUGAACACAAGCACCAAACGGAAGUGACCAUCACCCCUGAGAAGGUCCUGGGCUAUCGAGUAAAGCAGCUCGUCUUCGCCAACGCAGAGAGUAUGGUAAUAUUCCAUUGUAUAUACCCUGCUGGCGUCUUGAUAGAGGAGCACACAGAAGCCAUUUCGGAUUUCCUGGAUGACUUGAUGGAGCUGUCUGAGGAGGGGCAGCUUGUUGCUGGCCUAGAUAAGGGGACCCUGCCCCUUUUGAAGGACAAGGUAGAGCAUAUCCUGGAGCAGAACUGGGGUGAGCAGCCCCAUGAUGUGGGCUAUGACCCUGAGGCACGGACUCUCUGUGCCUUCUGCGUUGUUGUCUCCAUCCUGCUGCAGAUGGGUGAGAAGCCUACCUCUCUGUUUUCCUAA